CCAGAACCAGGAGCAGCGGAGCAACAUGGUCCCCAGGAGACAAGCCGCAGACUGGGACUCUGAUACCAACAAGGUCCCCAGGAGACCAGCAGCAGACUCAGACUCUGAUAGCAGCGAUGUUCAGAAACGGAGAGGAAGAAUAGGACCCAAAUGUCACCACUGUCAACACUGUGACAAAUCCUUCACAUCAUCUGCAUAUUUAAAGAUUCAUCAGAGAAUUCACACUGGAGACAAGCCUUACAGCUGUGACCAAUGUGGGGCAGCUUUCAUACAACAGAAUACCCUAAAAAAACAUCAACGCAUUCACACUGGAGAUAAACCAUACAGUUGUGAUCAAUGUGGGAAAACGUUUUCUCAUAGUAGUACCCUAAAUCAACAUCAACAUAUUCACACUGGAUAUAAACCUUACAGCUGUGAUCAAUGUGGGAAAACGUUUUCUAGGAGUGGUAACCUUAAAAGACACCAGCGCAUUCACACUGGAGAUAAACCUCACCGCUGUGAUCUGUGUGAGAAAAUGUUCAUAACUCUAGAAGAGGCUGGAAGCCACCGACGUGUUCACACCAGAGAGACGCCGUACUGGUGUGAACAAUGUGGGAAAAUGUUUUCUCACAAUAGUCAUCUUAUAACACACAAGCGCAUCCACACUGGUGAGAAGCCGUACAGCUGUGAUCAAUGUGGGGCAGCUUUUUCUGAGAGUAGUACCCUUAAAUCUCACCAGCGCAUUCACACUGGACAGAAGCCGUACUGGUGUGAACAAUGCGGAAAAAAGUUUUCUCAUAGUAGUCACCUUAAAACUCACCAGCGCCUUCACACUGGAGAGAAGCCGUACUCAUGUGAACAAUGUGGGAAAAGUUUUUCUCAGAAUAGUAACCUUAAAGCUCACCAGCGCCUUCACACUGCCUCGUAGUGAACAUGUUUCAGAGCCGAGCUGUUUCCUCCUGCCUCCUCCUCAUGCCCUGAUAGCUGAGUUGUUAUAUUCUGAUCUUCUCUCCACAUUGAAGGCUGACCA
Perca fluviatilis (European perch) is the source of this 1009-nucleotide messenger RNA. RefSeq names its product zinc finger protein 239-like. The record is from RefSeq and is a predicted model, not a curated record. Lineage: Eukaryota; Metazoa; Chordata; Actinopteri; Perciformes; Percidae. The coding region runs from base 26 to 907 and encodes 293 amino acids. The transcript is spliced from 2 exons.